AUGGAAAAAGCUCCGCUGCAAAUCUAUUUCAGCGCACUUUGGAUGGCAAAGCUACCUACUAUUCGAAGUCAUUGGAGCUCUUUGCAGCAAACAAUUGAGUGCAAUCCUGAUUCAGUUCUCCGUAUUGCUUCCUCACCUGAUGGGAGUGUGCUUGCGUCAACAUCAGGCCACAAAGUUCGUCUCUGGGACCCUUCAAGCGGACAGUGCUUAAAUACACUUGAGGGUCAAGAUCUGUUACAGACACUGGAUAGUGAAGUAAAUGAUGAUGCGUAUAGGACCAUCGCGUUUUCGCCUAAUGGGAAAACCCUCGCGUCAACAUCACGAUCAAGCAGCAGGGUGUGGCCGUGGGAUGUAUUAACCGGGCAGUGUCUGCAAGUGCUCCAUGGCCAUACUCGUGCAGUCAAUCAAGUGGCUUUUUCAAGCAAUGACGACAUGCUUGCAUCGUCAUCGUAUGACCAGACGGUCCGCCUGUGGGAUCCAUGCAUUGGAAACUGCCUCCAGAUUCUUAUGGGACAUACUGAUUGUGUUCGCGCAGUCGUCUUUUCACCUGCUCCACGCUUUGCAAAUAUACUUGCGUCAGUAUCAGAUGAUCGCAGCAUACGGAUUUGGGAUUCAACAACGGCAAAGUGCCUGCAGGAUAUCAAAACCUAUGAUGAGGAGAUCCGUGUCCUCGCCUUCUCCUGCGAUGGAGAGAUUCUUGCAUCAGCGUUUGGCGACAAAAGCAAUAACGUAACGAACUUUCGCAUAACAGAGGUACAGCUGUGGAACCCAAUGACCGGACAAAACCUACACAGACUCCAAGGCCCUUCGGACAAGUUAACCGCAAUUGCGUUCUCUCCUAAUGGAAAGAUACUCGCAUCCGCGUCAUGGGAUGACUCCGUACGGCUAUGGGAUCCUUUGUAUGGACACUGCUUGGCAAUACUUUGGCAUCCUGUUCCUUUCUAUGAUGUUGCGUUCGCGCCUGAUGCUAAAACACUGGCACCAUCAACAAGCCAUGAUGACAGUGUUUGGCUUUGGGACCCACUGACGAAACAAUGCCUGCAGAAAAUGGAAGGGCAUAGUAGCUGGGUCCACUCGGUCGCUUUCUCACCUUCGAAUUAUAGUGAGAAGCUGCUCGCAUCAGCAGCAUUGGAUGAUAGAGUGGUACUUUGGAGCACCUUUCACGGUAUCACGUGA
Molecule: messenger RNA, 1176 nt
Organism: Aspergillus oryzae RIB40
Lineage: Eukaryota; Fungi; Ascomycota; Eurotiomycetes; Eurotiales; Aspergillaceae
Product: WD40 repeat domain-containing protein
Exons: 4
Coding region: 1-1176 (391 amino acids)
Molecular function (GO): protein binding
Source: RefSeq, a predicted model, not a curated record